UGAGUAGCAACGCCAACGCGAAUGAUUCGUUUUUGCGGCAACGAGGAGGAUUUGCGAAAAUACCCAGGAUCAGACUAACCCACUUGGCCAGCACAGCAGAACAGGAUGUCCGACGACGACGAGGCGGGUGUCCACCGGCUGGAGGGCACCGCCGGCCAGGAGGAGCGUGGCGGCCUGGUAAUCCGCAAGCCCAAGGACGCCAACCAAGCUAAGGGCGGUGGAUUCAAGGUGCCGCAAGGCUCGCUACUGGGCCUGGACAAACUGGCGGCCAAGCGGCGCGCCGAGAAGGAACGGUCGGAGCGGCUGAUCUCCUUCCAGGACAGCGAGUACGACGACACCGGCGCCGGCGGCGGCAGCUCCACGCCCCAGGCGUCCGCAGGAGCCUCCAGCGAGUUCGCCUUCAAGAAACCGGACACCAAGAGCUUCGAGAAGCUGCGUGGCCAGCUGCGCGAGCACAAGGACGAGACGCCCUCGCACACGGGCGGCGUUUCCGAGAAGGCCCGCGAGCGCCUUCGCGAGCACAUCCAGCGGGACAAGGAGCGCGGCCGGCUGGCCAGCUCCUCCUCCUCAGGGGAGGGCAGGGACAGGGAUCGCGAUCGAGACCGUGAUAGACGCAGGGAUCGCGACAGAGAGCGAGACCGUGACCGCGACAGGCGCCGCCAAAGGGACAGGGGCAGGGAGCGCGACCGGCACCGCAGCCGCGACCGGGAUCGAGAUCGGUCCGUGUCCGAGCGCAGUGUCCACACGCCGCGAGAGCCGGGCACACCAGGCGGCAGCAGCAGCAGCGGCGUGUCCAACAGCUCCUGGGACGACGAGGACGGCGACGGCAGCCAGCGUAAGUCGGACUGGGACAUGCCCACGCCGAGACGCCACGGAAGCCACUCCGGCGAUUGGUCGGUGAGGAGCGGCGGCAGUCGGCGACAUCAGAGCCGGCAGGACGACACGGCCCGUCCCACUCCAGCACAUCGGUACAAUCAGUGGGCCCACGACCGCAAGCGCAGUGGUGCCACGCCCUGGGGCGAGGAUCCGGAGUCGCAGGACCUCUGGGAGGAGGAGCAGCGGCGCCUGGACCGCGAGUGGUACAACAUCGACGAGGGCUACGACGACGAGAACAAUCCUUUUGCCGGCACCAACUCCGAGUACUUCCGCAAGCGCGAGGAGCAGCUGGAGCAGAAGCGAACAAAGCGGAUCAGCGCCCAGCAGCGGCAGAACAAUCGGGACAACGAGCUGUGGGAGCGGAACCGCAUGCUCACCUCCGGCGUGGUCACUUCGAUCAGCGUGAACGACGACUUCGACGAGGAGGCGCUGGAGCGGGUUCAUCUGCUGGUGCACCACAUUAUACCACCUUUCCUCGACGGCCGGAUCGUGUUCACCAAGCAGCCGGAGCCGGUGGUGCCCGUGAAGGAUCCCACCUCGGAUAUGGCGCUGCUGGCGCGGAAGGGCAGCGCCCUGGUGCGCACAUAUCGGGAGCAGAAGGAGCGCCGCAAGGCGCAGAAGAAGCAUUGGGAACUGGGCGGCACCAAGCUGGGCAACAUCAUGGGUGUGCAGCGGCCGCAGGACGAGGAGGAUGCCCGCUUCGACAAGGACAACGACACUGCCGACUACCGCAAGGACCAGAAGUUCGCGGACCACAUGCGCGACCAGGAAACGGGCGGCACGAGCGACUUCUCGCGCAAGAAGACCAUUUCGGAGCAGCGCCGCUUCCUGCCCGUGUUCGCCUCGCGCCAGGAGCUGCUCAACGUGAUCCGGGAGAACUCGGUGAUCAUCAUCGUGGGCGAGACGGGCAGCGGAAAGACCACGCAGCUCACCCAGUAUCUGCACGAGGAUGGGUACAGCCAGCGGGGCAUGAUUGGGUGCACCCAGCCGCGUCGAGUGGCCGCCAUGUCGGUGGCCAAGCGCGUCUCCGACGAGAUGGACACCCAGCUGGGCGAGGACGUGGGCUACGCCAUCCGAUUCGAGGACUGCACCUCGGAGCGCACGGUCAUCAAGUACAUGACGGACGGUAUCCUGCUGCGCGAGAGUCUGCGCGACCCGGAACUGGACAGCUACGCGGCCAUCAUCAUGGACGAGGCCCACGAGCGGUCGCUCUCCACGGACGUGCUCUUCGGACUGCUGCGGGAGAUUGUGGCCCGGCGACAUGACCUGAAGCUGAUCGUGACCUCCGCCACUAUGGACUCGAGCAAGUUCGCGACCUUCUUUGGGAAUGUGCCCACGUUCACCAUACCCGGAAGGACCUUUCCCGUGGACGUGAUGUUUAGCAAGAACACCUGCGAGGACUAUGUGGAAUCGGCGGUGAAGCAGGCGCUGCAGGUGCACCUCACGCCCAACGAGGGCGACAUGCUCAUCUUCAUGCCCGGUCAGGAGGACAUCGAGGUGACGUGCGAGGUGCUGGAGGAGCGUCUGGCGGAGAUCGACAAUGCGCCGUUGCUGAGCAUCCUGCCCAUUUACUCGCAGCUGCCGUCUGAUCUGCAGGCCAAGAUCUUCCAGAAGUCCGGCGACGGAGUGCGCAAGUGCGUGGUGGCCACCAAUAUAGCGGAGACCUCGCUUACAGUCGACGGCAUCAUCUACGUCAUCGACUCCGGCUACUGCAAGCUGAAGGUCUACAAUCCGCGCAUCGGCAUGGACGCCCUGCAGAUCUAUCCCAUUUCGCAGGCCAAUGCCAACCAGCGGAGUGGUCGAGCCGGACGUACAGGACCCGGUCAGGCCUUCCGGCUCUACACUCAGCGCCAGUACAAGGACGAACUGCUGGCCCUCACCGUUCCAGAGAUUCAGCGCACCAAUCUGGCCAACACGGUGCUGCUUCUCAAGUCACUGGGCGUCGUCGACCUGCUGCAGUUCCACUUUAUGGACCCGCCGCCCCAGGACAACAUCCUCAACUCGCUGUACCAGCUGUGGAUCCUCGGAGCCCUCGACCACACGGGCGCCCUCACCACACUGGGCCGCCAGAUGGCCGAGUUCCCGCUGGACCCGCCCCAGUGCCAGAUGCUCAUCGUCGCCUGUCGCAUUCAGUGCAGCGCCGAGGUCCUGAUUAUAGUUUCCAUGUUGUCCGUGCCCUCGAUCUUCUACCGACCUAAGGGCCGCGAGGAGGAGGCGGAUGGGGUGCGCGAGAAGUUCCAAGUGCCUGAGUCCGACCACCUGACCUACCUCAAUGUGUACCAGCAGUGGCGCCAGAACAACUACAGCUCGUCGUGGUGCAACGAGCACUUCAUCCACAUCAAGGCGAUGCGCAAGGUGCGCGAGGUGCGGCAGCAGCUGAAGGACAUCAUGACGCAGCAGAAUCUGAGCGUGAAGAGCUGCGGCACCGACUGGGACAUUGUGCGCAAGUGCAUCUGCUCGGCGUACUUCUACCAGGCCGCAAGGCUCAAGGGCAUCGGCGAGUACGUGAAUUUGCGUACGGGCAUGCCCUGCCACCUGCAUCCCACGUCCGCGCUGUACGGCCUGGGCACCACGCCCGAUUAUGUCGUCUACCACGAGCUGAUCAUGACCGCCAAGGAGUACAUGCAGUGCGCCACCGCCGUCGACGGCUACUGGCUGGCGGAGCUGGGUCCCAUGUUCUUCUCCGUCAAGGAGUCCGGGCGCAGCGGACGGGAGAAAAAGAAACAGGCGGCCGAGCAUCUCAAGGAGAUGGAGGAGCAGAUGCUUAAAGCCCAGCACGAGAUGGAGGAGCGCAAGCAGCAGGCGGCCGAUCGGGAGGAGCAGCUGGCCGCCAAGCAGGAGAUCGCCACCCCGGGCAAUGCCACGCCCCGUCGCACGCCGGCCAGGAUCGGCCUCUGAGAUUUGUAUCUGUGUGUUCGUUUAUUCGUUCUGUUCAUAUAUAAGUUCAACGAUUUUUUUUUUGCUAUACACACCCUAAUAAAGAAUCAUUAUAAACUGAA
Drosophila rhopaloa is the source of this 3875-nucleotide messenger RNA. Its product is annotated as pre-mRNA-splicing factor ATP-dependent RNA helicase PRP16. The transcript is spliced from 5 exons. Gene Ontology annotation, molecular function: RNA binding; ATP hydrolysis activity. Lineage: Eukaryota; Metazoa; Arthropoda; Insecta; Diptera; Drosophilidae. The record is from RefSeq and is a predicted model, not a curated record. Gene Ontology annotation, cellular component: spliceosomal complex; intracellular anatomical structure. Gene Ontology annotation, biological process: mRNA splicing, via spliceosome. The coding region runs from base 106 to 3774 and encodes 1222 amino acids.